Messenger RNA from Oncorhynchus nerka (sockeye salmon), 5048 nucleotides. Its product is annotated as oxysterol-binding protein-related protein 2-like. Gene Ontology annotation, cellular component: intracellular membrane-bounded organelle; perinuclear endoplasmic reticulum; plasma membrane. Lineage: Eukaryota; Metazoa; Chordata; Actinopteri; Salmoniformes; Salmonidae. The record is from RefSeq and is a predicted model, not a curated record. Gene Ontology annotation, molecular function: cholesterol binding. The coding region runs from base 252 to 1670 and encodes 472 amino acids. The transcript is spliced from 14 exons.
ACCGCCCAUGUGGUCAAGCAUUUCCGCUUCUGUGUCAAUUCACACAGAGCGUUUGGUCACCCUGUCAAAUUAAGUCAAGCGUCACCAGGUGUCCCAAAUCUUCAGGUUUGCUGUGAGCUGCUGCCUGUCCUGACGUGGAGGAGGAGGCAUUUGAAGUGCCAGUGACCAGUGAGGCUCACUAGAGGGACCAUGCUUUAGAUACUCACCUCUCUCUCCGCUAGCACCUGGAGGUCUGACUUUGACCCUGUACAAUGAACAACGAUGACGAGUUCUACGAUGCAGUCACAGGCCUGGACUCUGAUGAGUCGUAUGAAGGCACGUCGGAGGCCAGUUUUAAAGAUGCCGUGGUGUAUGAUGGCACCCAGAGGAACAAUGGUUCCUUGCCACAGGAGAACGGAAUCAGGAAACACCGGACAACACUACCCGCCCCAAUGUUUUCCAGAAACAACUUCAGUGUGUGGGGCAUUCUAAAGAAAUGCAUUGGACUGGAGCUGUCCAAGAUCACCAUGCCCAUUGUGUUCAACGAGCCCCUGAGCUUCCUCCAGCGGAUCACUGAGUACAUGGAGCACACAUACCUCAUCAACAAAGCCUGCUCGCUGUCUGACUCCAUAGAGCGCAUGCAGGCGGUAGCUGCUUUUGCCGUGUCGGCCGUAGCGUCACAGUGGGACAGAACUGGAAAGCCCUUCAACCCUCUGCUAGGAGAGACCUACGAGCUGACACGAGAGGACCAUGGCUACAGGCUGAUCUCGGAGCAGGUCAGCCACCACCCCCCCAUCAGUGCCUUCCAUGCUGAAAGCCUAGUCGGGGACUUCGUCUUCCACGGCUCCAUCUACCCCAAACUAAAGUUUUGGGGCAAGAGUGUGGAGGCCGAGCCAAAGGGAACCAUCACACUAGAACUCCUCAAGCAUGGUGAGGUCUAUACAUGGACCAACCCUUUCUGCUGUGUACACAAUGUCAUCCUGGGUAAACUGUGGAUCGAGCAGUAUGGCACUGUGGAGAUCCUCAACCACAGUACUGGUGAUAAGUGUGUGCUGAACUUCAAGCCAUGUGGCAUGUUUGGGAAGGAGCUACACAGAGUAGAGGGCUACAUUCAGGAUAAGAGUAAAAAGAAGCAUUGUGUGAUCUAUGGGAAGUGGACUGAGUGCAUGUGGAGCGUGGACCCCCAGACAUACGAGGCCAACAAGAAGGCUGAGAAGAAAGGAGACUCGAAGAAACCGAAGAGUCAGGAGGAGCCUGAGGGGGCAGACAACGAUGAUGCAGAUGACAUGCCUGAGGUCCAGGAGACCGUAGCUAUGAUCCCUGGCAGCACCCUGCUCUGGAGGAUAUCAUCACGACCCCAACACUCUGCUAAGAUGUAUAACUUCACUAACUUUGCCAUGUCGCUGAAUGAGCUGGAGCCUGGCAUGCAGGACCGCCUGGCCCCCACAGACUGCCGCCUGCGGCCCGACAUCAGAGCCAUGGAGAACGGAGACAUGGAUGAAGCCAGUCGAGAGAAGGCGAGGCUGGAGGAGAAACAGAGAUCGGCUCGGAAUGACCGUUCCAAGGAUGAGGAGGAAUGGUCCACUAGAUGGUUCCAGUCAGGCACAAACCCCUACACGUCAUCCCAGGACUGGCUCUACACGGGGGGCUACUUCGAUAGAAAUUACUCUGAGCUCCCUGUUAUCUACUGAUCCAGGUGGUCUCUGUGGGAACACCCACCAACAUCCCCUCAGCCUCCCUUUCACUCCUGCCAGUCCCCUGACUCUCCUGUUCUAAGCACCACACAGUCUCCCAUUGGAACUCUGAACUGGCGAUAGACAAGUGUUAUACAAGGAGAGGCUAUGUGUUGUUAACACAACCCUCCCCCGUCUUCUAAUAGUUAUGGAACAAACAGUCAACGGUGAAAUCAGGAAUGUGAAUGUGCCUUUGAUCAUUGGAGGCAUCAAAGGUGAAAGCAGAAAGGAACUGAGACUGUAGGAGACUGUGUUUUGUUCCUGAACAGGAGUGCUUUGUGGGUACCCCUCCCCUUCCUCCCUAUCUGACCUGGGUCGAAUACCUAUUUAAAAUAUUGGAAAUAUUUUAGUUUGAUUUAACUUGCUUUGCAUGGCGAGUUUGCACAUUUGGGACUAUUCCUUUGGUCCCAUUGCGCCUGACAAAAUAAACCAAGCACACCUGGACUAUUCCAACCAGGUUUGCCUCCCUUAUACAGUGUUGGAAAAAGUACCCAAUUGUCAUACUUGAAUAAAAGUUAAGAUACCUUAAUGGAAAAGGACUCAAGUUGAAGUGAAAGUCACCCAGUAAAAUACUACUUGAGUAAAAGUCAAAGUAAUUGUUUUAAAUAUACUGAACUACUAUUACUAUUGUAAUUGCUAAAAUAUACUUAAGUAUCAAAAGUUAAGGAAUUUGAAAUUAUUUAUACUUUAUGUUAAGCAAAUCAGAUGGCACCAUUUUCUUUUUUUAAUAUGGGUAGCCAGGGGCACACUGUUUAGUGAGUCAGCCAGAUCAGAGGCAGUAGGGAUGACCAGGGAUGUUCUCUUGAUAAAUGUGUGAGUUGGACCAUUUUCCUGUCAUUCACAAUGUAGUACUUUCAGGUGUCAGGGAAAAUGUAUGGAGUAAAAAGUAUAUUAUUUUCUUUAGGAAUGUAGUGAAGUAGAAGUUGUAAAAAUUAUCAAUAGUAAAGUACAGAUACCCAAAAAAAUGACUUAUGGGGUACUUUAAAGUAUUUUUACUUAAGUACUUUAUACCACUGCCCCUAUAUACGUCCAGAGGUUGAGCUUCUCAUCACUACCUGUCACGUAAUGUAAGUUAUAUGUAUAGAUAAGAGUAAUGACCAUUUGCUGUAUAGGCCAAUCACACGCUUAUCUAUCCACAUUGGCCAGUGCUCAGUCUGUGAAUACAGACCGUCAGUUAGUCAUUCCCCCAGCACAAAAUAUUCCUCUCUUACGCUUCUGCAUGGCUAUUGGCUCGCUAGCUAACAGCGUUAGUGACCCCUAGCUUUGUGGCAGUAGACUACAGUACAUUCAGCUCCCACUGUUUACCUAGUUAGUCAACUUAGUGUUAAAGUAAUCAUGAGUCAUGAAAAUAAUUGCGGUUAGUAAGAUUAUGCGAAGAGUAAUUUGUCUGUUUGCGAGUGUGUAUACAUUUCUAGUGGUUUGUACAGAAUCUGAAGCCAUAUGGUUCCUUUUAACUACAGGUAUGACUGGCGCGGGGUGGUUUGCUCUUCAGUCAUUGGCUAUGAUUAAGUGAAUUGACUAUUGUAACAUGAUAAAGCAUGUAAAAUAUACAUGUAUGUAAAUACCUACUUUAUCAAAUAUAGCUAGCUAAUCACCAUAAAACUGUCCUACCAGCUCAAAGUGAAUCUGGAAUUGAUGGGAUUAUAACUGAUAUACGGGAGAAGUCAUUGUAUAAUAUUAUCAGCUUCCCUUGCCUUCCUUGUGUUAGGAACUCUGUAGCUUUCUAACCACACUCCUACAUCACCAAUCUCUUUUAUAAUGGUCAGCCAUUAUGUGUAGGUUCUUAUUUAUAAAAGACUGGCAUCAAAUCAUUUUUUAACAAAUCUAAUAUAUUUUGGGGGAUUAAUGUGCAGUUAAUUGUACUGUGGUAAACAUUACAUUGAAGCCUUGUAGAUUAAGCCUAGAUGCAUGAAUCAAAGUGUAAACCAAUGUGCUCCUGCUCUGGAGGUCUUUUAAAAGCAGCAAACCACUUUAGUGUCUGUUUAGUAAAACAUGCCAUGUUGAACAUUGGGAAUGCUGUUCACUCUUCAUGGGAAUCCAAACGGAAUCUCUUGAAGUGAAACGUAUGGGGAUUCAGUUUGGUUUCCCUUUCACUUCAUUCCCUGCACUACAAACUGGCCUACUCUCCUGAACCACACUGUACAUUUGAAAUGACCGCCAAAAUCUAUGCAUCCAACCAAUAGCUCUGAGUGUCUCGGCGUACCUUUACAUGGUAUAGUAAUACACAUACUUUAGUUUUGUCACCGGCAGCCAAACGCACAUAUAGAUGACCGUGUUGUCAGCUUGUUUGACUGUAGAUGAACCAAAAGUGAUUGUAGUCUGUAAGAAAGUAUUAUAAAAAGGAAUCCCCAGCUUAGAUCAAUUUGAUCUUGACUGAAUAUUGCUUUCACAAAUGUCUUAGUUUUUGUGGUAUUGCUGGUGGUUGGAGAAAUGGGCAACACAAUGUGGCAAAAAGACAUGACAAACCAAGAAGCCUUUGAUCAUGUCUUAUCUUGUUUGAUAGUUUUUUCCCCAAUGGUUAUACUUAGUGCCUGAAUUUUUAAGGCCUAGAUUCAGUCAGACCAAGCGUUAAAUGGCGAUGGCCGACACCCAUAUAGCUGAUGUUUUGGUGGUGUCUGAGGUGUAACUGCGUUGGCGCUGUCAAAUCGUUCAGCAGCUGCUCUUGUGAUCAUUGUCACGAAGCCACACCCAUUCCCCUCAUGUUAGAAAUUCAGAAUGAGAAUGUGCAGGCUAUAUAGAAAUAAUGACACUCAAAUUGAAAUUUAUUUAACAAAAAGUACCAUUUUGAUUUAUAUAAGCCUAAUUUGAGGUGUAGGCUAUAUCUCACAUUCCAGUGUUUUGAACUUGUAAACAAGGCUGCAUGGGAUUUCUCUUAAUGUGACUCCAUGCAGCCAAUGGCAAUGUCCGCUUUAGGUAUAAAGCCAGGAGCCGCUUGGGGAUUUGACAGUUCUCACGCAGUUCCACCUCCAACACCGCCAAAACAACCGCGAUACAGAUGUUGGAUAAAGCGGAUCUAAUUGAAUAGAGCCCUAAGUAAACAGAUUUUCCUGUAUUUCAUUGAUUUUUUUUUACCUGUAUUUCAUUUAAUAUUUAAGAUGUUGAUGUUUAGUUUUAUCAGUCAUGUUUUUAACAUAUGCUUUUCAAACCCAUCUCUAUGCUUUAUUGUCAGUAACACUUUGAAAUGUUUAGGUCUCAGCAGACGUGUAUGUACAGGAAAUGUAUGUAAAACAGAUCACACUGCUUCUGGUUGUAUCUACACACUUCACUGUUUCAUCAAAUGCUUAUUUAACUAGCAUCUGAAGAUUAAUGUACCAACAUUAAACAAGUAGAUUUUUA